UAAAGCAAUACUUCUGUCAGUCCUCCAGCUGUCAAUCAAGAUAAAUAGUCUCUUAAAAACCCCUAUCAGACCCGAGGUAUCGUCAUAGUUGGACUCUGGCCGCUGUCAGUAGCGACAGGACUCAGUCUCCGGUGCAAAACAGCAGCGCACACUUGUCGCAGCAAGAGCUCCGUGGAUAAAGAGUUUAUGUCGGAAUAAAGGUGCGCAAAAUGACAGAUAUUCCUCAGAGGCGCACAUGAACUGCCUUGGACCGCGUUUCACUCUAUUAAGAGUGAGUCAGCUCUGCAAAAUAAGGCGAAUUGCCUUAUUCACUCAUUUAAAUAGGAGUAAAGGUGAUCGCUCCGAGCAAGGAUUCAAUUAGUUCGGCAAUUGUUCCAGGCGAGAACUGAGAUAAGCGGACACUGAGACGGAGUGAAAUGGAUCUGAAGGCGCUGGGCUGCGUGGUGCUCUUACCUAUUCAGAUACUAUACUAUACUGUCAAGGCGACCGUGUGCUGGUUCCUACCGAGCAGGCGGAGAGAUCUGACCGGAGAUGUAGUGCUUAUCACGGGUGGCGGACGGGGCAUUGGCCGUCACCUGGCUAAGGAGUUCGCCGUGCGUGGAGCUAAAAAGCUAAUUCUGUGGGGCCGGACGGAAAAAUGUCUGAAGGAGACUUGUGAGGAGAUCACCCUCAUGGGGACAGAGUGCCAUUAUUUCGUUUGCGAUGUGGCCAACAGGGAAGAAGUCUACAAGCAAGCCAAGGUUGUCAGAGAAAAGGUGGGAGAUGUGACCAUUCUGGUUAAUAAUGCUGCAGUGGUGCAUGGCAAGAGUUUGCUGGACAGUGAUGAUGAUGCUCUUCUCAAGUCGCAACACAUCAAUACAAUGGGACAGUUUUGGACCACGAAAGCCUUCCUGCCUCGUAUGCUGGAACUCCAAAAUGGCCAUGUUGUGUGUGUCAACUCCAUCCUGUCACUGUCCCCCAUCCCCGGUGCUAUAGAUUACUGUACAUCUAAAGCUUCUUCACUGGCCUUCAUGGAGAGCUUGACUCUGGGGCUGCUGGACUGUCCAGGUGUGGCCUGCACCACCGUCCUCCCGUUCCACACCAACACUGAAAUGUUUCAGGGCAUGAGAGUGAGGUUUCCGCAACUUUUUCCUCCUCUAAAGCCAGAGGUUGUAGCACAGAGAACAGUGGAUGCUGUUCGGACAAAUACAGCCUUUGUUUACUUACCCUGGACCAUGAACGCACUCGUUAUCCUCAAAAGCAUGCUACCACAGAGUGCACUGGAGGAAAUCCACAGAUUCUCAGGAACCUACACCUGCAUGAAUACAUUCAAGGGGCGGACAUGAGAGAUUUAGGAAUAACACAGGAGUUUCAAGUGUUACAUAAUUUUAAACAAACUGUUUUUUAUUAAACAAAGGCUCUGGAGUUGUUCUUUCACGAGCAUUGAGUUAGAAGAAAAAAAGACAGAGAGCCAGAACGCAUUUCCAGGACUGUUUGCAGGUCAGCACUGACCUUUGUGUUGCGUUGUUGGACAAACACAGAAUGGAAGAAAAAAAAGAAGCCUCAGUUGAUCGCUGUGCUGUACUGUAUGUGUACUUUAAUGUUUUUUAACAAUCACCUUUUAACUACUGUCACUGUAAAUUCUGCAUCUGAAUAAAAAAGAAAAAAAAAGA
Messenger RNA from Danio rerio (zebrafish), 1652 nucleotides. It is a transcript of the gene dhrs3b, whose product is annotated as dehydrogenase/reductase (SDR family) member 3b. Gene Ontology annotation, molecular function: all-trans-retinol dehydrogenase (NADP+) activity. NCBI's taxonomy places the organism in Eukaryota, Metazoa, Chordata, Actinopteri, Cypriniformes, Danionidae. Gene Ontology annotation, cellular component: membrane. The record is from RefSeq and is marked provisional. Gene Ontology annotation, biological process: retinol metabolic process.